Bolinopsis microptera is the source of this 2026-nucleotide messenger RNA. RefSeq names its product serine/threonine-protein phosphatase 2A regulatory subunit B'' subunit gamma-like. The coding region runs from base 13 to 1341 and encodes 442 amino acids. The record is from RefSeq and is a predicted model, not a curated record. The transcript has 7 exons. Lineage: Eukaryota; Metazoa; Ctenophora; Tentaculata; Lobata; Bolinopsidae. Gene Ontology annotation, cellular component: centrosome; spindle. Gene Ontology annotation, biological process: microtubule cytoskeleton organization; B cell homeostasis; regulation of dephosphorylation.
ACUUCUCUAGAAAUGUCCACAUGGGUGGAAAAACUAAGGCAGUUUAAUGCGGUUAAAGCUCAAGAAAGCAAUGGCCCGAAAGACUCCACAGAGGAACGCAAAAUGUUUGAAGAAUACUAUCUAGAAUGGGGCGGAGGUAGAAAAAGGGACCCUUCCUACGCGUCAAUUCCCUGCUUCUAUACCCCACUUCCUCCGGAACAGGAUCUAAUUCUUCAGAAACUACGAGAAGAAUCUCGAGCAGCAUUCCUCACAAGAAAAAGUGCCGCCUUGCUGGAAAAUGAGGAAUUGCAGAAACUUUUAGAUCUGUUGGAAGAUAACUUAUCUCCGCCUGUUGAGGACAGAAUGAUCAACUUUGAAGACUAUCUGAAGGUUAAAGACCAAGUCAGUCCUAAGUGUAAAGACUACUUCUCCGCGAUUACCUUUAGUAAACUCUACAAAAAGGAUCCUCACGGCAGAAUCGCAAUAGUCGAGUUUUUCCACUAUGUGAUGAGAAAAGUAUGGCUGCAGCAGUCUCGAAUAGGAUUGUCUCUCUACGACAUUAGUGGUCUCGGUUACCUUAGAGAGGCUGAUUUAGAAAACUAUAUUUUGGAGAUGAUACCGACUCUGCCUCAACUGGAUGGACUAGAGAAGAGUUUUUACAGUUUCUACGUUUGUACUGCCGUAAGGAAGUUCUUCUUCUUCUUGGAUCCGCUGAGAACAGGGAAAAUUAAAAUUCAGGAUAUUUUGUGCUGUAGUUUUCUAGAUGAGCUGUUAGAGCUACGUGAGGAAGGUCUGCCUCGAGAGCGGCAGGACUCCAACUGGUUCAGUGCAGCAAGUGCACUGCGCGUCUACGGGCAGUAUCUUACUCUAGAUACUGAUCACAACGGCAUGUUAAGUAAAAGUGAACUGGGAAGAUAUGGAAGUGGGACCUUGACAUCGGUCUUCUUAGAUAGAGUUUUCCAGGAGUGUCUAACAUAUGAAGGUGAGAUGGACUAUAAAACCUAUCUCGAUUUCAUACUCGCACUCGAGAACAGAAAGACGCCUCAAGCUCUGCAGUACCUCUUUAAGAUCCUGGACUGUGAAGGAGAAGCUGCUCUCACUGUUUUCUCACUCAACUACUUUUUUAGAGCAGUACAGGAGGAGCUUAGUAGACACGGCCAGGAUGUGGUUGAUAUGAAGGACCUGAUAAACGAAGUAUUUGACAUGGUGAAGCCGGACCGGUCCGGCCGAAUUACCCUUAAAGAUCUUAUUAAAUGCUGUCAAGGAGAUAUCAUUGUUAGUAUUCUCAUAGAUGUUAACGGUUUCUGGACUUAUGAAAACCGGGAAGCUCUAGUUGCUGCAGAGAAUAUAAACAACCGAUAGUUGUUCAAGUCAGAUCAGAAUAUAAGUGAAGUUGGGUAAAGUUCAUUAUUGAUCUUAUUUUGAGGUUGAUAUUUUGGUUUAGUUCACUACAUUCCUGAUGAACAAAACAUUUCUUGUACUUAUAAUGUGAUGGAGCUUUUAACAAAUUACCUUGAGUGAUUUUUUGUGUUACUUUGGUCGAAUGUAUGGUCAAUGGUGAGCCGAAAUGGUUUAUAUACGGGGCAAGAUUGUUCAGAUUAUCUUGAUUGGAUGGUACAAUAAUUAUAGAACUGACAAACAACUUUUUACAAUGUACAAUUAUAUAACAUAUCGUUUGUAAAUAUUAUAUUUUAAUGUAUACUAUAACAAAUACAUAAUUUACAUAUUUAAUAAAUAUAUUAUGUUUAAAAAUGUGAUCGCUCACACUCAUGGGUAUUAUUGUUGACGUUGUUUAGAAAUUUUGCUAUUGACUGGCUGAGCCAGUAGAGUUUGGAAAUUAAUUUAAAGGAUUAUUUAUAAAUUCCGCUUGGUUAAAUUUCAUUUCCCUUGGACCACUUGACAUACGAAACCUCAUAAUAUAUAUAACGAAACAGAUUUUUUCAGAAGUUCUAUUAGCUAUGUAUUAUGUAAUUAUUUGUUUUUAUAUUAUACCUCAGUAAAUUGUGUCUAUUAACACUUUAUGAUAUCGCCGAAUUUAAUAUGUUUU